Meriones unguiculatus (Mongolian gerbil) is the source of this 4383-nucleotide messenger RNA. RefSeq names its product solute carrier family 17 member 8 (gene Slc17a8). Gene Ontology annotation, biological process: transmembrane transport; synaptic transmission, glutamatergic; regulation of synapse structure or activity. Bases 614 to 2383 code for a protein of 589 amino acids. The record is from RefSeq and is a predicted model, not a curated record. The transcript is spliced from 12 exons. Lineage: Eukaryota; Metazoa; Chordata; Mammalia; Rodentia; Muridae. Gene Ontology annotation, cellular component: excitatory synapse; synaptic vesicle membrane. Gene Ontology annotation, molecular function: neurotransmitter transmembrane transporter activity; L-glutamate transmembrane transporter activity.
UAAAAGGCAUGGCAUGGUGGCCGAGAGCCCGCCUGCAAGGCUGGACCUUGGAAAGGCAGUCGUGUAAAUGUUUCAUGAACUUCACUCCGCGCGCCUGCCCGGGCUGCAGAGGGGCAGGUGUUGCGCUGGUUUCUGUAGGAUCACCAGAAAGGGAGAGUCGGGGAGCUGACAGUACCUCCUGCAGGCUGACGGAGGCAGGAGGGGCUGGAGCUGGCCUCUGGCGGCGGCUGCUCUCGGGACCCUCCUGCACUGGAGUUCACUUCAGCUUCUCCAGCUGCGGCCAGGGAGACUGCUCACUCUGAGCCUGGCUGCCGGAGGCAACCGCCACAAGCUGCUGCUCAGCUUCUGCAAGGGGCUGGAUUCCUGACCAAGCAGCAAUCCCUCACUGAGACUUGCUGAUUCUGGAGCGAGAGGAGAGGGUUUUCUCUUCUUGGAACACCUGAGCUGGGGCUCAGCGCCUCUCCGAUUUUAAGUAGUUCCCUCCAUGAGAACUGAAUUUCAAGUGUUCCCCAAGGGCAAAUGCAGUGCCCCUGGGCUGGAGAGCAGAGAGGAUGAGAGCUUUUGAGGCUGCCUGCUAAGGGCUCUUCGGAGGUACCCCUCGCCCCCAUUCAAAAUGCCGUUUAAAGCAUUUGAUACCUUCAAAGAAAACAUUCUGAAACCUGGAAAGGAGGGAGUGAAGAAUGCCGUAGCAGAUUCGCUGAGGAUCUUACAAAGAAAAAUCGAUGGGACUAAUGAAGAGGAAGAUAGCAUUGAGCUGGAUGAAGAGGGCAGGCCUGUGCAGACAUCCAGGGCACGCCUCCCCGCCUGUGACUGCAGCUGCUGUGGCAUCCCCAAGCGCUAUAUCAUCGCUGUCAUGAGUGGGCUGGGAUUCUGCAUUUCCUUUGGGAUUCGGUGCAACCUUGGAGUGGCCAUUGUGGAAAUGGUCAACAACAGUACUGUGUAUGUGGAUGGGAAACCAGAAAUUCAGACAGCACAGUUUAACUGGGACCCAGAGACGGUGGGCCUUAUCCACGGGUCUUUUUUCUGGGGUUAUAUUGUGACACAGAUUCCUGGUGGCUUCAUUUCAAACAAGUUUGCUGCUAACAGGGUCUUUGGAGCCGCCAUCUUCUUGACAUCAACUCUGAACAUGUUUAUCCCUUCUGCGGCCAGGGUUCACUACGGCUGCGUCAUGUGUGUGAGGAUUUUGCAGGGUCUGGUGGAGGGUGUGACCUACCCAGCCUGCCACGGGAUGUGGAGCAAGUGGGCACCUCCCCUGGAGAGAAGCCGGCUAGCAACAACUUCCUUUUGUGGUUCCUAUGCUGGGGCAGUUGUUGCUAUGCCCCUUGCUGGAGUAUUGGUACAGUACAUUGGCUGGGCCUCCGUCUUUUACAUUUAUGGCAUGUUUGGGAUUAUUUGGUACAUGUUUUGGCUGCUGCAGGCUUAUGAGAGUCCAGCUGUUCACCCAACAAUAUCUGACGCAGAAAAGACCUACAUAGAGACGAGCAUAGGAGAAGGGGCCAACUUGGCCAGUCCGAGUAAAUUCAACACACCAUGGAGAAGGUUUUUCACAUCCUUGCCUGUCUACGCCAUCAUCGUGGCAAACUUCUGCAGGAGCUGGACCUUCUAUUUGCUCUUAAUAAGCCAGCCUGCUUACUUUGAGGAGGUCUUCGGAUUUGCAAUAAGUAAGGUGGGUCUCCUGUCAGCUGUUCCACACAUGGUGAUGACAAUUGUGGUACCGAUUGGAGGACAACUGGCUGAUUAUUUAAGAAGCAGGAAGAUUCUGACCACAACUGCUGUCAGAAAGAUCAUGAAUUGCGGAGGCUUUGGCAUGGAGGCAACCUUGCUCCUGGUGGUUGGCUUCUCCCAUACCAAAGGAGUGGCCAUCUCCUUCUUGGUGCUUGCUGUAGGAUUUAGUGGCUUUGCUAUUUCAGGUUUCAAUGUCAACCACCUGGACAUCGCUCCACGCUAUGCCAGCAUUCUCAUGGGGAUCUCAAAUGGAGUGGGAACGCUGUCCGGAAUGGUCUGUCCCCUCAUCGUGGGCGCAAUGACGAAGCACAAGACCCGCGAGGAGUGGCAGAGUGUGUUCCUCAUCGCGGCGCUGGUGCAUUACUGCGGUGUCAUCUUCUACGCAGUCUUCGCUUCUGGGGAGAAACAGGACUGGGCCGAUCCUGAGAAUCUCUCUGAGGAGAAAUGUGGAAUCAUUGACCAAGAUGAACUGGCGGAGGAGACAGAACUCAACCACGAGGCUUUCGUAAGUCCCAGGAAGAAGAUGUCUUACGGAGCCACCAGCCAGAACUGUGAGGUCCAGAAGAGGGAGUGGAGACAGCAGAGAGAAGCUGCCGUUGAGGAGGAAGAGCCACCGUCCUACCAGAACGAAGAGGGGGACUUUCCAGAAACAUCCUAACGCCCACCUUCUCCUCAGCUGACAGUUGGAAGUAUCCAUGCCCAUUGCCUUUCCCACACGUUGGCUUGCCAGGGGGCCAAAUCACGGGGUACUGGAGGUAGUGGGAGAGGAGGAGAUCAAAGUAACGGCAGAGAAAAGAGAAAUGCCUUCUUCCAGAGAUAGGACUAUGAACCUUGGUCUCAACUGAUACAAUAGUUGAUCAUAUUUUUUUUUGGGGGGGGGAGGUGGGCAUUGGCUGUUGCUCCUUCUCUUAAAGAAGUAGUUAUUGAGGAAGAACUGGCUAGAAGAAUAAAGAGAAUAUUGUUGCUCAAGCAAACACAGAAAUACCCUUUUGUCCUGGAGAAGAGUAUGUGGCGGUUGGCACCACAUCUCCUAGGAUGCCCAUGCCGAGGAGAGUUUCCUAGACCUAACAAAGGAAACCGCUCAUGGAGGCCCUCUACCCUGUCAGGUGCUUUAUGAACAUUGUAUUUAACCUCCACACCCUGUUACAUAUCAUUACACCCACUUUACAGCUGUGAACACCAGGGUAACAGGUUGACCCACAAGGCCGUCCUUCAGGGCCAAGGCUGACCGAGGCUGAGACUGGCCGAUGAAUGGAGUUUCAGGAAAGAAGGGUCCAGCUCAGUGUAGAGACAGAAACAGAAUGGAAUCAGCUGAUUUGUGGGUAAUGCCAUGUUUGAUCAAUGGUGUGUGUGUGUGUGUGUGUGUGUGUGUGUGUGUAAAUAUUUAGACUAAUGUGACAGAGAGGAUUCAAACAUGAAAUUCUGGACCCAAGACCCUUAAGGUCCUAUAUUACCUGUUGGACCAAAUAAUUGGGUAAAUAAAUGGCUUUUUUUUUCUUUAAAAGCCUCAAACUAGUGAAAAACAUAAAGCUAAGCAAGACAGCUCAAUUUCCAGGAAUGUCUUAAAAAUAGUAUAUGAAGGGUUGGUGAUUAAAUUUAAACCCUCAACAGUAUCAGGAAUGUAGGUGAGUAAUGUCCUAAGUUAACUAUAAGACCCAAAGACGUUGGCUAAUCUAAGAAGGUUCAGGGAAGACUAUUUAGGUAACCGUCUCGUGAGAGAGACUUGUGUAAGCUUUCUCUGCUGGGGAGUAUAACAGGAAGUGUGGCCACAGGGUGUAAAAUGCCCCAAAUAGCCAUGACGACUUUACCUAGAAUGCUCAUUGAAAACAAAAAUAGCAGUAGUUUUAUAGGGAGAUACUGCAGUUAAAGUGUCUGACACAACCAGGCCUCUUACUGAUGUGGAAAAAUUCUUGUUAGGCAAUAACUUGGAUACUCCCUAACUACAUUUAAAAUGUAAUGUUGGCAUGUAAGUGCUUAUUAGAAGAUUAAAUUAUUUUCCUGCUCUUUAGUUUUGAAAAUUUUAUUUAUAUUUUCAGAAGGAAAAUUUAAUAUGAUGAUAAAAUAUAGAUUUGCUUGCAUAAUAUUUAUUUUCCCCAUUUUAUUUCUGGGCCCUUAUUAUACUUAAGGAGUUAUAAUGCACUUUAUGGAAAGAUUAAUCAUAGGUCUUAAAAGGGAAUGGCUGGAUUUUCAUUUAAUAAUGUUCUUUAUAAUUUGUAAAUAAUUCAUGUUAUGAGAUAUUGUUAAAUCUCAUAUAAUGUGAAUCUCUGUAAGUCCCCUAGAGCACAUCUUGGCAGAAAGAAGUACUCAAGAAAUAGCAAUUGCGUGAGCAUUAUCUUUAACUCUAGUGCAACCAUGUCAUCAGUAAAAAAAGAAUGCUGUGUCAUUUCAUCCACUGGCCACAGAGGUUAUUAUGAAAAUUGUAUUGUUUUCUUAGUUUAAAAAAGGAAAUAAUAGUGUUUAUUUCUUUGUGUGUUAAUAAAGCAGAAUAAUUAUAUGUAUGAAAAAAGCAAAGCCUCAUGAUGAUGAUGAAGGCGAUGUAGAUUGUGACAGUUUAUUAUUAGUGUUGAUGUCAUGCAGAAAUGCCACUUUUUGCUUGUAACUUGCACAUACUUUUUUUUAAUGGCUAAGCCAUGGCAUUAAACGCUAUAAAGCAUGUUA